UAUCAUUUUCUCUAUUCAAUUCCUGAGUCCCAUCUACCACUCUACGAAACAGCACUCGGAUCUAACCCUGCAAAGUUAAUCCAUUUUUCUGCUUCAUCAUCGAUCUUCUUGAUUUAUCUUUCUCAACAGUUUAUCAUAUUCGCAAAUUGCCCUUUGAAAUGGCAGCAAUUUACAGCCUCUACAUCAUCAACAAAUCAGGUGGCUUGAUUUUCUACAAGGAUUAUGGGUCUGCUGGAAGGAUGGACACAAAUGAUAGCUUGCGGGUUGCGAGUUUAUGGCACUCGAUGCACGCAAUCUCUCAGCAGUUAUCGCCAGUUGCAGGUUGUUCGGGCAUUGAGCUUCUCGAAGCUGAUACAUUUGAUCUCCAUUGCUUCCAAUCACUCACUGGGACAAAGUUCUUUGUGGUCUGUGAGCCUGGGACACAGCAGAUGGAAGCUCUCUUGAAAGUCAUCUAUGAAUUGUACACAGAUUAUGUGUUGAAGAAUCCCUUCUAUGAGAUAGAGAUGCCUAUACGGUGUGAGCUUUUUGAUUUCAACCUUUCGCAGACAGUACAGAAGGAUUGUGUCGCCUUGCUGGGCCGAUGAUAUUCUCUGCAACUUGGAUCUGAUUUUAUUUUCUUUUGAUCUGUUACCUUUGAAUGUAUAUUUUCAGAGCAAUCUUAUCUUCUAGUUUGUGUAAGAUAACUAUAUAUUUGAUUUGUGUCACACUCUGAUGUUUAUUUAUGCAAAUUACUAAGCAUUUGCGGGAUGACAUAUUCAAUAAUGGAGAGAUUUUCUUUGUA
Molecule: messenger RNA, 781 nt
Organism: Quercus robur (English oak)
Lineage: Eukaryota; Viridiplantae; Streptophyta; Magnoliopsida; Fagales; Fagaceae
Exons: 3
Coding region: 159-584 (141 amino acids)
Biological process (GO): endoplasmic reticulum to Golgi vesicle-mediated transport
Cellular component (GO): TRAPP complex
Source: RefSeq, a predicted model, not a curated record